AUGGCAGUUGAAUCCAUUCCGAAGGACAAUAUCCAGGGUGAUAUCUGGCCGGGUCUGCCCAAGAAGUAUGAAACUUUCUACUUCUUCCAGAUAAAUAAGGAUAAGGGACCGGAAGAAAACUAUGAAGCGUUCAAAGGCCACCUUCAGGAGUUAAUCCCUAGCAUCACCACUGCUCAACAAGCCCUAGAGGCAAGAGAGAAUAUCAAACAGCACAAAGGGAAAGUAACUGUUUGGGAGGAAGAGCCCUGCCACCUCCCUGUGGCUCAUUCUAACAUCAGUUUUGCCGAAAGGGGCCUGGUCAAGUUGGGUAAAAAGGGGAUCAAAGACAUUUCCUUUGUCCAAGGGAUGUACGCAGAUUUGACAGCGGAAAGUCGAGAUGAAACUGGUGACUACAAGCAACCCUAUACAUCCGCCGAUGGGGUAUUUUUGGUCGCUGGCACUGGUCAGAAUGUUGUCAAGGCCAAGGUGAUACAGAUUGAGGCCCUGUUCGGGGAUAGUAUUACCCGGCUGUUCACCGAAUCUGGACACCCCAGACCAGGUCAUAAUAGUGGGAGAGAACACUUUGGUUUUCGUGAUUUGAUCUCCCAACCCCUCAUAGAGGGUCUCGAUAAUCCUCCUACCGGAGAGAAGGAGCCGAAGCUGGUUCUUCCAGGCAAGAUUUUUAUCGACCGCGAGGGCAGGGCUGCUCCACAGGAUGGCGCUCCAUGGGCCAAAGACGGCAGCUUUAUGGUGUUCCGCAAAUUACGUCAGUACGUUCCAGAAUUUGAUAGGUUCUGCAAGGAAAAGGGUCCCGAGUACCAUAUGUCUGCAGAUGAGUUGGGAGCACGCAUGUUUGGAAGAUGGAAGAGCGGGUGUCCCAUUGAUCUCUCGCCGGACAAGGACGACGAAUCCCUUGCCAGCUGCAAUAACUUCGAUUUCAAACCCAUAAACACUCAAGACAAAUGCCCAUUUACCGCACACAUCCGCAAGACCAGACCUCGUGGAGACAAGAAAGAGGACGAAUCCCCCAUACUUCGUCGUGGCCUCCCCUAUGGAGUCGAAGUCGAAGAUAACGAGCUGCUCAAGCAACAAACCGAGCAGGAUCGUGGAUUGUUAUUCGUCUGCUAUCAAGGGAGCAUUGUGAAUUCAUUCCUAAAAAUCCAAAAGCGCUGGUGCAACAUGAGAACCUUUCCCCCUGGCAAGUACAGCGCCACCAACAAUGAGGAGCCGGGGCUGGAUCCCAUCAUCGGCCAGCCCGGGCCCAACAUCGUCUCCGACAUGAGCAUAGUCGACGGCAAGAAGCAGACUGUUCGACUUCCCCUCGAGCGCUGGGUGUUCAAUCAGGGAGGAGAGUACUUCUUUUCCCCUUCAAUAUCUGCUCUUCGUUUGUUCUCGGGGUUGGAGGAAUAG
Molecule: messenger RNA, 1389 nt
Organism: Talaromyces proteolyticus
Lineage: Eukaryota; Fungi; Ascomycota; Eurotiomycetes; Eurotiales; Trichocomaceae
Product: dyp-type peroxidase family protein
Exons: 8
Coding region: 1-1389 (462 amino acids)
Cellular component (GO): cytosol
Molecular function (GO): heme binding; peroxidase activity
Source: RefSeq, a predicted model, not a curated record